Messenger RNA from Linum trigynum, 876 nucleotides. The record is from the annotation of a GenBank genome assembly. NCBI's taxonomy places the organism in Eukaryota, Viridiplantae, Streptophyta, Magnoliopsida, Malpighiales, Linaceae.
CAGAAUUUGCUCCAUCGGGCCCUCCUGGUCUUGGGCCUCCCGUAAAAACAAGAAGUUGAAGAUGCAGCUGGGGGGGGAGCUAAGUGACGCGUGUGACACGUAUGUUGCGGUCCCAAGGACGGUGAGCCCCUCGGCCGGACCACGUAGGAGUGAUAGGGUGCCAAUCCCAAAUAUGCAGCCGAAUAGGAGUUGGGCUCGUUACUUUGUUUAUUUGUUUCCUUAGCUAUGUCGGAUUAGGUUCGGUUACUUCCUUUCCAAGUUAUUAUAUGAACCCUAUAUAAGUUUGUUCUCGAAAUAAGAUCGGUAGAAGAAGAAAAAGCCUAAAACCCUUGUGUUAUUUACUUUUCUUGUUCGUGUGCUCCGAUGCUUGGUUCGCCAAUGCAUCAAUUAGUAUCAGAGCCCGGUUCGAAAGAACCGAGCUCGCUACUGCUGCGGCUCCCAGGGCCAGGGAAGGUUGGCGAUCUCCAGAAGCUGUUGGAGAACGCGUCCGGCACCAGCGCUGCGGAAAUCGUCGGUGAUGACCCAACAGGCAACAGCGAUCCGGUGCAACCGACAAACAAAGAGCCGCCCGACGUCGAAAUCACGGUCUUCGCGUUAACCGGAGUCUCUCACCUGACGACGCUGCGGUUUGAAGGAAAGAUUGGGCAACAAGAAUUGUGGCUCUGGUAGACAGCGGGUCUACUCAUAACUUCAUCAGCUGCGAGGUGGCAAAAACCCUAGCUCUCACAGCGAGCCCCAUUCCCCCUUUUUGUGUACAUGUGGCCAACGGAGAGACACUCACCUGUGACCGCUGCUACGAAGUUGUUGCUCUCGCCAUUCAAGGAGAAACUCUCGAGGACAACCUCUACGAGCUACCAAUUAAGGGGAUGGACGUGG